This is a messenger RNA of Drosophila guanche, 1355 nucleotides long. RefSeq names its product carboxypeptidase B. The transcript has 2 exons. NCBI's taxonomy places the organism in Eukaryota, Metazoa, Arthropoda, Insecta, Diptera, Drosophilidae. The coding region runs from base 12 to 1307 and encodes 431 amino acids. Gene Ontology annotation, biological process: proteolysis. The record is from RefSeq and is a predicted model, not a curated record. Gene Ontology annotation, molecular function: metallocarboxypeptidase activity; zinc ion binding.
AUCAAGCAGUUAUGACAUUAAUUGGACUCUCAAUUCUGCUGCUGCUGCUGCUGCUGCUGCAGAUCAGCCUGCUGUUUGCCUGGCAGGACUACAAGGACUACCAUGUCUAUGAGCUGACACCGCGCGAUGCCAACGAGCAGAGUCUGCUGCGGCAGUUGGCUAGGGAGCAGCCGCACUGGGACUUUUUGGGUCCACGCCGCAGGCAGAACGACAGCACGGUGCGGGUGAUGGUGCCACACGAGGAAGUGGCCAGUUUGGUUGCUCUCUUCGAUGGCCAUCGACUCCAGCAUCGUCUGCUGAUUGAGGAUCUGGCACCACUGGUGCAGGCCCAGCGAGCGGAGUACCUGCGCCGGAAGCAGCGCCUUCAGCUGCCCCACAUCGAUGUGCUGGCAGCCUUCUACACGCUCGCGGAGAUCAAUGAGUACUUGGACAGCCUGCCCGAGCGUUACCCCAGGCGCGCACAGGUCAAGCUGUUUGGCUGGAGCUACGAGCGGCGUCCAAUCAAAGUGCUGACCAUCAGCAACGGGGAUGGGCGGCGCAACAAGCCGGUGAUCCUCAUCGAUGGCACGGUGCAUGCGCGCGAAUGGAUCUCCCCCUCGAUGGCGCUGUACAUUAUCCAGCAGCUGCUGGAGCACUUUGAGGAAAAUCAGGAACUGCUGCAGGACUACGACUGGGUGAUUGUGCCCGUGGUGAAUGCCGAUGGCUAUGAGCACACACACUCGGAGGCCCGCUACUGGCGCAAGACGCGGAAACCCACCAGCGAUCCCGAGUGUGUGGGCACGGAUAUCAAUCGCAACUUUGGCUACGAAUGGGGACACGAUGAGGGCUCUUCGUCGCUGCCCUGUGAGGAUAUCUACCGUGGCGAGCGGCCCUUCGAUCAGCCAGAGUCGCAGGUCUUGAGGGAUAUUCUGCUGCACCAUAGUGAGCGUCUGAGGUGGUACCUGUCGCUGCAUUCUUUUGGGAACUCCCUUCUACUGCCCUGGGGCUACACAAACACCCUGCCGAACAACUACGAUGACAUGAUGGCGGUGGCCGAUGCUGGUGCCAUGGCCAUUGUCCACGCCACCAAUGGCAUCUAUUCAUAUGGCAGCACCAACUAUGUGCUAUAUCCCACCUCGGGUGACACCGUAGACUAUGCGCUGGGCGUGGCCAAUGCCAGUGUGGCCAUGACCAUGGAGCUGCCUGCCGGCGGUUUUCUUGGCUUUGAUCCCUGGGUCUCGCACAUUGAGGGCAUCGUCACCGAGAGUUGGGUGGGUGUGCGUGCCAUGGCCGUGGAGGUGAUAAGACGUUACGGCAGCCACAGUUGAAGAUCGUAAAUAAAUAGACAUUCAUUCGUCGAAUUGCGAAGUUUUGCU